GACCUCACCGCCAUCAUGACAAACCAGGAAAAAUGGGCCCACCUGAGCCCCUCAGAAUUUUCUCAACUUCAGAAAUACGCUGAGUAUUCUACAAAGAAAUUAAAGGAUGUUCUAGAAGAAUUCCAUGGUAAUGGUGUGCUUGCAAAGUAUAAUCCGGAAGGGAAACAAGACAUUCUUAACCAAACAAUAGAUUUUGAAGGCUUUAAGCUGUUCAUGAAGACAUUCCUAGAAGCGGACCUUCCCGAAGAGUUCGCGGCUCACCUCUUCAUGUCCUUCAGCAACAAGUUCCCCCACUCCAGUCCUGCCGUCAAAAGCAAGCCUGCUCUCCUGGCAGGCGGUCUGAGAAUGAAUAAAGGUGCCAUCACCCCUCCUCGUACGUCUCCUGCGAAUACGUGUUCCCCCGAAGUCAUCCACCUGAAGGACAUCGUCUGUUACCUGUCUCUCCUUGAAAGAGGAAGACCCGAGGACAAACUCGAGUUUAUGUUUCGCCUCUACGACACGGACGGCAAUGGCUCCCUGGACAGCUCGGAACUAGAAAAUAUCAUCAGCCAGAUGAUGCAUGUCGCAGAGUACCUUGAAUGGGACGUCACCGAACUCAAUCCAAUCCUUCAUGAAAUGAUGGAAGAAAUUGACUAUGAUCAUGAUGGGACCGUUUCUCUGGAGGAAUGGAUCCAAGGAGGCAUGACAACAAUCCCACUCCUUGUGCUCCUAGGCUUGGAAAAUAACGUGAAAGAUGAUGGACAGCAUGUGUGGAGACUCAAGCACUUUAACAAACCUGCCUACUGCAACCUCUGCCUGAACAUGCUGAUCGGGGUUGGCAAGCAGGGCCUGUGCUGCUCCUUUUGCAAGUACACCGUGCACGAGCGCUGUGUGGCCCGCGCGCCUCCUUCGUGCAUCAAGACCUACGUGAAGUCCAAGAAGAACACGGACGUCAUGCAUCACUACUGGGUCGAAGGCAACUGCCCGACCAAGUGCGACAAGUGCCAUAAAACCGUCAAGUGUUACCAGGGCCUGACAGGACUGCACUGUGUUUGGUGUCAUAUCACACUGCAUAAUAAAUGUGCUUCUCAUCUAAAACCCGAGUGUGACUGCGGACCUUUGAAGGACCACAUUUUACCGCCCACAACAAUCUGUCCCGUGGUACUGCAGAUUCUGCCCACUUCAGGAGUUUCAGGCCCUGAGAUGGGCAAGCCAGAAAAACAGACAUCAGUGAAGAAGGAAAAGGGUGGAUCUCAGCAGCCAAACAAAGUGACCGACAAGAACAAAAUGCAAAGAGCCAACUCAGUUACUGUGGACGGACAAGGCCUGCAGAUCACUCCUGUUCCUGGCACUCAUCCGCUUUUAGUUUUUGUGAACCCCAAAAGUGGUGGGAAGCAAGGAGAACGAAUUUACAGAAAAUUCCAGUAUCUACUAAAUCCACGUCAAGUUUACAGUCUUGCUGGAAAUGGACCAAUGCCAGGGUUAAACUUUUUCCGCGAUGUUUCUGACUUCAGAGUGUUAGCCUGUGGUGGAGACGGAACCGUGGGGUGGAUUUUGGACUGCAUAGAAAAGGCUAAUGUGAUCAAGCACCCUCCAGUUGCCAUCCUGCCUCUUGGGACCGGUAAUGAUCUAGCAAGAUGCCUGCGAUGGGGAGGAGGUUAUGAAGGUGAAAAUCUGAUGAAAAUCCUAAAAGACAUUGAAAACAGCACAGAAAUCAUGUUGGACAGGUGGAUGUUUGAAGUCAUACCUAACGACAAGGAUGAGAAGGGAGACCCAGUGCCUUACAGCAUCAUCAAUAAUUACUUUUCCAUUGGCGUGGAUGCCUCCAUUGCACACAGAUUCCACAUCAUGAGAGAAAAACACCCAGAGAAAUUCAACAGUAGAAUGAAGAACAAAUUUUGGUAUUUUGAGUUUGGCACAUCUGAAACUUUCUCAGCCACCUGCAAGAAGCUACAUGAAUCGGUAGAAAUAGAAUGUGACGGAGUACAGAUAGAUCUAAUAAACAUCUCUCUGGAAGGAAUUGCUAUUUUGAAUAUACCGAGCAUGCAUGGAGGAUCCAACCUCUGGGGAGAGUCUAAGAGAAGACGAAGCCACCGCCGGAUAGAGAAAAAAGGGUCCGACAAGAGGACCACGCUCACAGAUGCCAAAGAGUUGAAGUUUGCAAGUCAAGAUCUCAGUGACCAGCUGCUGGAGGUCGUUGGUCUGGAAGGAGCCAUGGAGAUGGGGCAAAUAUACACGGGACUGAAAAGUGCAGGGAGGCGGCUGGCUCAGUGCUCCUCGGUGGUCAUCAGGACUAGCAAGUCUUUGCCGAUGCAGAUCGAUGGGGAACCAUGGAUGCAGACCCCAUGCACAAUAAAAAUUACACACAAGAACCAAGCCCCAAUGCUGAUGGGCCCUCCUCCAAAAACUGGGUUGUUCUGCUCCCUCGUCAAAAGAACAAGAAACAGAAGCAAGGAAUAA
Molecule: messenger RNA, 2439 nt
Organism: Molossus molossus (Pallas's mastiff bat)
Lineage: Eukaryota; Metazoa; Chordata; Mammalia; Chiroptera; Molossidae
Gene: DGKB
Product: diacylglycerol kinase beta
Exons: 26
Coding region: 16-2439 (807 amino acids)
Biological process (GO): intracellular signal transduction; lipid phosphorylation; diacylglycerol metabolic process
Cellular component (GO): plasma membrane
Molecular function (GO): calcium ion binding; ATP-dependent diacylglycerol kinase activity
Source: RefSeq, a predicted model, not a curated record